This is a messenger RNA of Cephus cinctus (wheat stem sawfly), 1881 nucleotides long. It is a transcript of the gene Nup62, whose product is annotated as nuclear pore glycoprotein p62. The record is from RefSeq and is a predicted model, not a curated record. Gene Ontology annotation, molecular function: phospholipid binding; structural constituent of nuclear pore. Gene Ontology annotation, cellular component: nuclear pore central transport channel; nuclear pore. Bases 324 to 1772 code for a protein of 482 amino acids. The transcript is spliced from 4 exons. Gene Ontology annotation, biological process: RNA export from nucleus; protein import into nucleus. Lineage: Eukaryota; Metazoa; Arthropoda; Insecta; Hymenoptera; Cephidae.
GUUUGAUUAAUUUGUUAAUUUAAUACUCUUGAAUUUCAUAUAUUGUUUGGAAAAUUUGUUUAACGCACUGUUUAGAGCGCUUCUAGCGGUUUUCGUAGUAACUUGCGUAGUUCCGAACUGACCUUAGGUGAUAAAGGUUUGUUUCGUAAAAUGAAUCGAAUUAUUCUUUAAUUUCACUAAUUUUCUUUUUGUUGUUGAAUUGUGAUUUGAUAGUUAUGCUUUUAUACUGAGCGCUUAUCCUGUCAAGUAAUUCGUGUUGUCUGUGGUUCUUUACGUUUGUACUGUGAACGUAGUGAGGUUAUAAGAGUUCGAACCCGGGAAAAAUGAGUUUCAACUUUGAUGCAUCGAAAACACAACCGGGAGUUACUCCUGGGUUAAAUGCUCCAACUGUGGCAGGUUCUACCGGAUUUGCAUUGGGUGGCACAGGAGCUGGAGAUGCCAGUAAAUCCACGGCCAAUACUUUCUCCUUGAUGUCAACGCCUUUUCAAGGCAAACCUGCAGGACUCUUUAGUCAAAGUUUAGGAACUACCUUAGGACAGGGAACUGGUUUUGUUUUUGGGACUCCACCUGGUACUACGACAUCAGCUCUCCCUAUGGGCACUCCUAUAACGACUACAUCUUCUGGAACUUCUUUGAACAUUGGUGCUUCAGGCACUGGAAUAAAUUUUGGACUACCUAGUACAACACCGCCUACUGGGUUUGGAAUUACAAGUACUCCUACAACAGGUACUGGAUUUAAUUUGGGAGCUCCCGUGGCUACUACGACCACUGCCACACCAGGACUUUCCUUUGGAAUCGGUCAGCAACCAACUCCUGGAUUUUCUAUUGGUGGAUCAUUAACUCCUGCUACUUCUGCAACUCCUGGACUCAGCUUUGCCAUUCCAGCAGUUACGACAGCAACUACUGGUUUUAAUCUAGGUAGUGCUACUCCUACAACAACUACAGGAUUCAUGAUUGGUACUACGCCAGCAGCUAGCAGUGCUGUUACUGGACUUUCUGUAGGAAGUGCAACUGCAUCAAGCACUCCUGCAUCAGUUACUGGAUUCAGUUUAGGCACAACUAUACCUGCUACAGCUGCAACAGGAUUCACUCUGGCAAAAACUACAGCUGCAACUGCAGCAAGUACAAUUGCUAGCAGUGCUCCACAAACUUCUCUAGCUACUGGAACAACUGUAAGUUCAUCUGCAAGCAGUGGAAACACUGGAGCAAUGAACUUCUGCCAACUUGAGGAAUCAAUUAACAAAUGGACUCAGGAGUUGGAAGCACAGGAGAAGGCCUUUGUAAAUCAGGCUCUUCAGGUAAAUGCCUGGGACAAAUUCUUAAUAGCAAAUGGUGAGAAGAUUGUGACCCUGAACCAAGAGAUAGAGAGGGUAAAACUUGAACAGCAGCAACUAGAACACGAGUUGGACUAUGUGGUUGGUCAGCAAAAGGAGCUUCAGGACUGUCUAGAACCCUUGGAAAAGGAAUUAGCUAGCCUCUCUAUAUCAGAUCCUGAUAGAGAGUAUACAUACGGACUUGCCAAAGAUAUAGACACACAACUUAAACGUAUGUCAGAGGAUCUUAAGGAGAUCAUCGAGCAUCUCAAUGAGGCCAAUCGUGCCCAAGAUCCUAGCGAUCCCAUAGUACAAAUUGGGAAGAUCUUGAAUGCUCAUAUGAACAGCUUACAAUGGUUGGUACAGAGAGUUGAGCUGGUAGAUCAGAAUAUUCAGCAAAUAGACCAAUCACGACAGAAGAUAAAACAAGCUAGGGAAUUGAAUAUCAGUUUGGUGUGAAGAAAAAAAGCUGUUUUCGUGCCUAUUGUACACAUUUCCAUACACUAAACGUUAUUCACAUUUCACUUCAUGUCAGCUUAAGGAAAAUAAAAGAUUAUUGUUACAAAAA